Messenger RNA from Telopea speciosissima, 1763 nucleotides. Its product is annotated as pectinesterase-like. NCBI's taxonomy places the organism in Eukaryota, Viridiplantae, Streptophyta, Magnoliopsida, Proteales, Proteaceae. Bases 21 to 1748 code for a protein of 575 amino acids. The transcript is spliced from 4 exons. Gene Ontology annotation, molecular function: pectinesterase activity; pectinesterase inhibitor activity. The record is from RefSeq and is a predicted model, not a curated record. Gene Ontology annotation, biological process: cell wall modification.
AGGGAAUUCACGCCGACAAGAUGAUGGGCAAAGGCAAAGCAAUAGUUGCCGGAGUUUCACUAAUUCUGGUGGUGGGUGUAGUGGUGGGUCUUGUUGCCGGCAUAAGCAAAGGCGGCAAGUCCAGUGAAGAAUCAACAACAACUAAUGUCGAUAACAACUUGUCGUCAGCGAUGAAGGCUGUUAAGACCAUCUGUGAACCUACUGAUUACAAGGAGACUUGCAUGCGCACCCUUGGAUCGGUUGCCAACAAUGGAACUGCUAAUCCCAAGGACUUCAUCCAAGCUGCUGUUACCGCCACCAUGGAAGAGGUGAAAGCUGCCAUGAAAAAGGCAGACUCCUUGAAAAAGGAUGCCAAAAACAGCACCCAAAAGAAUGCCCUAGAUGACUGUGAUGAAUUGCUUCAAUACGCCGUCGAUGAGCUCCAAGAAGCAAUCUCGAUGGUUGGCGAUAACGAUUUGAAGAAAGUGAACGAACGUGUAGCUGACCUCACCAACUGGUUGAGUGCUGUGGUCUCAUAUCAAGAGACAUGUAAGGAUGGAGUUACAAAUCCGGAGCUGAAAUCUGCCGUGGAAAAUGGGCUUAUAAAUGCCACCCAACUGACAAGCAAUGCCCUGGCCAUCGUUACGGAGAUCUCCAACAUCCUUGGUGCCUUUAACAUUCCUCCUAUGGACAUCAACCCAAAGUCAAGGAGACUCUUGGAGACAGAGUCUAUCCAAGUUGAUGCCCAAGGGUACCCCACCUGGUUCUCUGCAGCGGACCGUAAGCUUCUGGCCGCCCGUGGCGGUGCCCAGUUGAGACCCAACGCAGUUGUUGCCAAGGACGGGAGCGGCCAGUUCAAGACCAUCACUGCAGCUCUGGCCGCCUACCCAAAGAAUCACAGAGGCAGGUACGUUAUCUACGUCAAGGCUGGGAUCUAUGACGAGUACAUCACCGUCACCAAGGACCAGGUUAAUGUCUUCAUGUACGGAGAUGGCCCCAGGAAGUCCGUCGUCACUGGAAACAAGAGCAACAGAGGAGGCUGGUCCACAUUCCAGUCGGCCUCUUUCUCCGCAAUAGGAACUGGAUUUAUAUGCAAGGGCAUGGGAUUCAGGAACACAGCAGGUCCCGAAGGACACCAGGCCGUGGCUCUCCGUGUACAAUCCGACUUUUCAGCAUUCUACAACUGCAGGAUGGACGCUUAUCAAGAUACCUUGUAUGUACAAGCAAAUCGUCAAUUCUACCGUAACUGCGUCGUCUCCGGGACCGUGGAUUUCAUUUUUGGGGAUUCAACGACGUUGAUGCAGAACUGUUUGAUCAUUGCAAGGAAGCCGAUGGACAACCAACAGAACACAGUGACUGCCCAGGGAAGGGCCAUGGAACAUGAGUCGACAGGUCUAGUGAUCCACAAUUGUCGCAUCGUCCCUGAACAGUUGUUGUUCCCAAUGAGGUUCAAGAUCCCUACAUACUUGGGUCGCCCAUGGAAGAAAUACUCAAGGACUGUGAUCAUGGAGACUACCUUGGCUGACUUCAUUCAGCCAGCGGGAUGGAUGCCAUGGGACACCACUGGCUUCGCACUAGACACUUGUUACUACGCCGAGUAUGCCAACCGUGGACCUGGUUCCAGGACUGACAGGAGGGUCCGUUGGAAGGGUUUCCAUGUUAUCACUGAUAGAAGAAUUGCUACUCAGUUCACCGCCGGUGCUUUCAUCCAAGGAGGUAACUGGUUGAAGAACACUGGUGCACCUUUCCUCCUUGGCUUCAAACGAUGAUUUAAUUUAUUAAUU